Messenger RNA from Hordeum vulgare subsp. vulgare (domesticated barley), 1904 nucleotides. Its product is annotated as probable serine/threonine-protein kinase PBL19. The transcript is spliced from 4 exons. Gene Ontology annotation, biological process: protein phosphorylation. The coding region runs from base 368 to 1606 and encodes 412 amino acids. The record is from RefSeq and is a predicted model, not a curated record. Lineage: Eukaryota; Viridiplantae; Streptophyta; Magnoliopsida; Poales; Poaceae. Gene Ontology annotation, molecular function: protein kinase activity; ATP binding.
CACCCGCAGCAGAGCAGAGCACCUCCACCGUCACCUCGCGCGCGCCACCAGCACGCCAGGACGCAUACGUACGUGCCCCGUUCUCCGCGCUCUCUCAUCUCGCUCUCGCCGAAACCGCGCCGCGCUUUCUCAUCUCGCUCUCUAUCUCCGUCCACGCCGCCGCGAUCGCCUCCCUCCCUCCCGGAAUUCGGCACGUUCACACCGGCCCCUAGCUCUAGCUACCAGUACAAAGCACCAGCCAGCCUUGCACGGCCACCCUGCUCUCCCCUGCUCGCUCCUCCCCUGGCACGCACUGUCCGCGAGGAGGCCUGUUUCUUGGCUGCCGCGGCGGCUCACCGUCACCGGAGCACGCGCGAGGAGCCGAGAGAUGAGCUGCCUGGGGUGGCUCAAGAGGAAGAAGGGGUCCAGGACCGGGAGGCGGGGCUCGUUGGCCUCGGCCCCGGCCACCACGAUGACGACCAUGACCACCACCACCACCACCACCACCACCGGGUCGGCGGUGAGCACGAGCCGGUCGGACGACUCCGGGGCGGGGCGGCAAACAACCAGCAAGUCCACGGGCUCCGCCUCCUCGCAGCCGAGCAUCUCCUCGCUCUACGAGGAGCGCGGCCACGGCCAGCUGCGCGCCUUCGACUACGACGAGCUCCGGGCCGCCACCAACGACUUCGGCCGCGCGCAGAAGCUCGGCGAGGGCGGCUUCGGCGGCGUCUUCAAGGGCUUCGUCCGCCCGCUCGACCCCAGGGCCGACCGCAUCGCCGUCGCCGUCAAGCGCCUCAACCAGCGCGGCCUACAGGGACAUAAGCAGUGGUUGGCAGAAGUGCAGUUCCUUGGGGUUCUUGAGCACCCAAAUCUUGUAAAGCUUCUCGGAUAUUGCGCCGUUGAUGGUGAAAGAGGGGCCCAAAGACUAUUGGUCUACGAGUAUAUGCCCAAUAAGAGCUUGGAAGAUCACCUGUUCAGCCGAAUUAAUCCUCCUCUCUCGUGGAAUAGAAGGCUUCAGAUUAUCUUGGGUGCCGCUGAAGGAUUGGCUUACCUGCAUGAAGGGCUUGAACUUCAGGUGAUCUACCGGGACUUCAAAGCGUCGAACGUGCUGCUGGACAAGGACUUCCAAGCAAAGCUAUCAGACUUCGGGCUCGCGAGGGAGGGGCCAACAGAAGGGAACACUCACGUCUCAACUGCGGCUGUGGGAACGCACGGGUACGCGGCGCCGGAAUACAUCGAGAGGGGGCACCUGACGGCGAAGAGCGACGUGUGGAGCUUCGGGGUGGUGCUGUACGAGAUCCUGACGGGGCGGCGGUCCCUGGACAGGAACCGGCCGCAGGGGGAGCAGAAGCUCAUUGAGUGGGUGCCCCAGUUCCCGCCGGACAGCCGCAACUUCCGCAUGAUCAUGGACCCCAAGCUCCGUGGUGAGUACUCCUCCAAGGCGGCCCGGGAGAUCGCCAAGCUCGCCCAGAGCUGCCUCCUCAAGAACCCCAAGGAACGGCCCGCCAUGAGCGAGAUCGUCGAGGUUCUCAGGCGAGCCGUGCAGACCGAGGUAGCCUCUGUGGACAAGGCACCCAGCGCCGGCAACGGGAAACGAGUGAACGUGGCACCGCCGUCGAGGAGGUGACUGAUAUAUGUUGCCAUGGAGAACUCCUUCUCCCUCCUUAACUCCUUUUAGGGGAGGUUGGCGUAUAGAAGCUAUGCGAACGUGAGUUUAGAUGAUGAUUUGAGUUGUCGGAUUGUUGAUAGUGUUUUCCCUCUUCUUUGGAGGCUCAUUUGACUGAAGAAUCAGUUACUGUGGCAUGCAAAUUAACCAGCCCAUACUUGAAUAGGAGUAGCAAACUUUACCUGUUGCUGUUGGAGGACUCAAUGCAGCCCAUAUAGUUGGAUAUCAUACUCUGAAGGUAUGACAUGCUUCUUCCUUC